Messenger RNA from Cantharellus anzutake, 735 nucleotides. RefSeq lists its product as uncharacterized. Bases 69 to 734 code for a protein of 221 amino acids. Gene Ontology annotation, cellular component: cytosol. Gene Ontology annotation, biological process: cytokinin biosynthetic process. Gene Ontology annotation, molecular function: hydrolase activity, hydrolyzing N-glycosyl compounds. The record is from RefSeq and is a predicted model, not a curated record. The transcript is spliced from 5 exons. NCBI's taxonomy places the organism in Eukaryota, Fungi, Basidiomycota, Agaricomycetes, Cantharellales, Hydnaceae.
GCACUCACCCCACACCGAAGACGAACCACCUCGCACCGUCAACCUAAACACAUCUCACUGCACCAGCCAUGUCCGACGACAAACGCCCAUCCGUUUGUGUCUUUUGUGGUUCCACUAAAGGGAAUCGACCAGAGUUCGCCGACGCCGCUACAGCGCUUGGCCGCGCAUUAGCAAAUGACAACCGACAACUCAUUUAUGGCGGAGGUACUUCGGGCCUCAUGGGUCGAGUAGCUGCUGCUUGCCGAGAGGCAGGAGGUAGAGUCACAGGGGUGGUGCCACGCGCGAUCGCAGAGGGAGGAGGCGAAGGGGAUUCUGUUUACAAUCCAAUUUCCCCCGAUUACCCUGAUACACUCUUCGUCGGGAACAUGCACGAGCGCAAGAUGAGGAUGGCUGAGUUGGCGGACGGCGGCUUCGUCGGGCUUCCAGGAGGAUUCGGAACCUUCGAAGAGGUGCUGGAGGCAGUGACUUGGACAGGGCUCGGAAUACACGAAAAACCGGUGGUACUACUCAAUGUCUGUGGAUACUACGAGCCAUUGAAACUGCUCAUAUCAAAGGGAUUAGAGUACGGGUUUAUCAAGCAGGACUUUGCCUCCUUAGUUGUCUUCGUGGAGCCAACUGAAGAUGUGGUGGACGAAAAUUUCGACUGGGGUGAAGCAACACUCUCAGCACUUAACUCAUGGAAAAUGCCAGAAGUUGGUGGUAUAUUCAAAAACUGGGAUAUGUCCCAGUCAUAAA